AUUCAUCUCCCCGUUUCUGUCGCUAAUCUCUCCCCUCCGCGCUCGUUCACUUUGCUCCCCGUGCAGAAACAGGCCCUUCCCUUUGAACGAUCGCUGCCAGUCGCGCUGGUAAUGGAUGCCUUUUUUUUGGCUCAUAUUCAAUUUCCUUUAACCUUUGUUUACACACUCUUCAUAUUACCAGUGAUACUGUCUCUCAGCUCUUUUCACAUCUUUACUGUGCAUCUCACCCCCACACGCUCUCUCUCUCUCUCUCUCUCUCUCUCUCUCUCUGUACUAGAGGUUCUGUACUAGGGCUGGUUACUAUGACACUGCCUGGGUCCUUUGGCUACGCCAGCCAAUGGGAGAGCAGGGAUGGAAUCAGCUGGUUGGGUGCUAUUUUGAACAGGAGCUGUGAAGUGAAGCAAGCAGCUAAACUAGCGACAGAUCCCAUUGACAGAGAGAGAACAAGAGAGAGAGACAAAGCGAGAGAGAGAGAGAUACAGAGACAGAGAGAGAGAGAGAGCCAGAAGGAGAGAGAGAGAGAGACAGAGACGGAGAGAGAGAGAGCCAGAAGGAGAAAGAGAAAGAGAAAGAGAGAGAGAGAGACCUCUCUGCCAGGUUGGCCUCCUCCCAGUUCGGCUCUCUCCUGUUGUUCUCGUGGUUGCUCAGCCCGGUGCAGGUGAAGCAUCCUCUCGCGCUCUGCAGUCCCUCACGCCGCCUCCUCCCCCCCCCCCCCCGUUGGUCGGGCGCGCUCGUCCGCGCGUUUCAUAAAACGAUCGAUCUCCUCCCUCCGCUCGCGCAUCGCGGCCAGACCGAGGCGCGCUUUCUCUUCUCCGCUUCGGUCGCUGCGCUGCGCUCCGAACCUGCGGGGAGCGGCUCUGUAGCGGCGGCCGGGCUCCUUCCCGCCGCUCCUGCGCCCGCUCCGAGGGCUCUCCGCGCGGACCGCGCCCGCCGCCGCCGCCGCCCGUGCGGGGAUGUACCUGUACGGGUUAGAUGACUCAGAGCCGGGCUCUGCAGACUCCUACACCAGCCGGCCGUCUGACUCAGACGUGUCCCUGGAGGAAGACCACGAGGCGCUGAGGAAGGAGGCGGACAGACAGGCCCUCGCCACGCUCGAGAAGGCCAAGACCAAGCCAGUGGCCUUCGCUGUGAGGACUAACGUGGGCUACAACUCGGGCCCCAGCGAUGACGUCCCGGUGCAGGGCAUGGCCAUCUCCUUCGAGGCCAAAGACUUCCUGCACAUCAAAGAGAAGUACAAUAACGACUGGUGGAUCGGGCGCCUGGUGAAGGAGGGCUGUGAGGUGGGCUUCAUCCCCAGCCCCGUGAAGCUGGAGAACACUCGCCUGCAGCAGGAGCAGAGGAUGAGACAGAGCCGGCUCAGCUCCAGUAAAUCAGGAGGAAACUCCAGCUCCAGCCUGGGGGACGUUGCCACGGGAACACGUAGACCCACCCCACCUGGCACAGCUCCUAUGGAGAUGUCCACAGUGGCUUUUGACCUUGACCCCCUCGACCUGGAGGCGGAGGAGGCCGCAGAGCCCCCGGCAGACCCCCACUCCCCCAGGGCCAGCGCGGGCAGCGUCACGUCCCCCCAGGCUAACGCUCACCGCCUCCCUUUCUUUAAGAAGAUGGAGCAUGUCCCCCCCUACGACGUGGUGCCUUCCAUGAGACCCAUCAUCCUGGUGGGGCCUUCACUCAAGGGCUAUGAGGUCACUGACAUGAUGCAGAAGGCACUCUUCGAUUUUCUCAAACACAAAUUCGAGGGCAGGAUAUCCAUCACGCGGGUGACGGCGGACAUCUCCCUGGCCAAGCGCUCCGUCCUCAACAACCCCAGCAAGCACACCAUCAUCGAGCGCUCCAGCACCCGAUCCAGCCUGGCCGAGGUGCAGAGCGAGAUCGAGCGCAUCUUCGAGCUGGCGCGCACCCUGCAGCUGGUGGCCCUGGACGCCGACACCAUCAAUCACCCGUCCCAGCUGACGAAAACCUCGCUGGCCCCCAUCAUCGUCUACAUCAAGAUCGCCUCCCCCAAGGUUCUCCAGAGGCUCAUCAAGUCUCGGGGAAAGUCUCAGGCCAAGCACCUCAAUGUCCAGAUGGUGGCUGCUGAUAAACUGGCCCAGUGCCCCCCGGAGCUCUUUGACAUCAUACUGGAUGAGAACCAGCUGGAGGACGCCUGCGAGCACCUGGCCGACUACCUGGAGGCCUACUGGAAAGCCACCCACCCGCCCAGCAGCAACCCCCCCAACCCGCUGCUCAACCGCACCAUGGCGACGGCCGCCCUGGCCGCCUCCCCCGAGCCCGUCUCCAACCUGCAGGGGCCGUACCUGGCGCACGGGGAGCAGAAGCGGGACGGGCCGCUGUCGGAGCGCACCGGGCUCCAGGACUACCAGAGCGACCUGGACGGGAAGCAGCAGCAGCAGCAGCAGCUACAGCAGCAGCAGCAGCAGCAGCAGGUCUACCUGCGAGCCUCGAGGGGCGGGUCCCGCGGGGGGCGGGGCCUCUCCCGCCAGGACACCUUCGACUCGGAGACGCAGGGCAGCCGGGACUCGGCCUACACGGAGGCGGGCGACUCCUGCAUGGACAUCGAGACGGACCCCUACGAGGAGCCCGAGCCCUACCGCGGCGGGGGCAGCCGCCUGCACCUGAGCCACGCCCAUGGGCGCCAGGCGUCCUGGGAGGACGAGGGGGCGGAGCCGGACCAGGAGAACCUCAACCGCCCGCCCACGCAGGAGCAGCACGCCCGGACCAGGCAGAGAGAGAGGUACUGCCCGGACCCCGGCGACACUAGCUCCGCCCUGGGCCGCAACAAGAACCAGGAGGACUGGGGGAACGUCUACAUCCGCUGAACGCGCCAUCGGCUGAGAGGCUAACUGACAGACAAAGAGUGUGUGUGAGUGUAUGUGUAUGUGUGUGUGUGUGUGUGUCUGGGUUGGUGAAGUUUAGUUUACGGUGGAAGUGUGGCUUAAAGAGAAAAAAAAAACAAUUUCAACAGUUACACAAUUAGACUAAAAUUUAAUGUCAGUAUCCAUUCUUUUAUAAACACACAGAACUACUGCCAGACACCAAUGCUAUUAAGAUAUUUGAUGGAUUGAUAUAGUCCAUUUUAGAGACAUCUGAAAGCAUUGAGUCACAAGUCUUUUAGCGCUGCUUGAGUCCUUUCCCUGGCACAGAGGCCCAUGGCAGGUAGUCACUUCGGCAGCAUUAGCACCUGCAGUUCCUGCUUUAUUAGCAUUAGCACCCCCACUGCUGCAGUUCCUGCUUUAUUAGCAUUAGCACCCCCACUGCUGCAGUUCCUGCUUUAUUAGCAUUAGCACCCCCACUGCUGCAGUUCCUGCUUUAUUAGCAUUAGCACCCCUACUGCUGCAGUUCCUGCUUUAUUAGCAUUAGCACCCCCACUGCUGCAGUUCCUGCUUUAUUAGCAUUAGCACCCCACUGCUGCAGUUCCUGCUUUAUUAGCAUUAGCACCCACUGCUGCAGUUC
Anguilla rostrata (American eel) is the source of this 3453-nucleotide messenger RNA. Its product is annotated as voltage-dependent L-type calcium channel subunit beta-1-like. Gene Ontology annotation, cellular component: voltage-gated calcium channel complex. The record is from RefSeq and is a predicted model, not a curated record. Gene Ontology annotation, molecular function: voltage-gated calcium channel activity; protein binding. The transcript has 13 exons. Bases 954 to 2819 code for a protein of 621 amino acids. NCBI's taxonomy places the organism in Eukaryota, Metazoa, Chordata, Actinopteri, Anguilliformes, Anguillidae. Gene Ontology annotation, biological process: calcium ion transmembrane transport.